Molecule: messenger RNA, 2953 nt
Organism: Symsagittifera roscoffensis
Lineage: Eukaryota; Metazoa; Xenacoelomorpha; Acoela; Convolutidae
Product: striatin-3-like
Exons: 10
Coding region: 65-2404 (779 amino acids)
Molecular function (GO): protein binding
Source: RefSeq, a predicted model, not a curated record
CUUAUCAUCCACGAGAUGGAUAGUUUUUUUUAGUUCUCAUGUAAAAGUUCGCCAUCGCUAGCCCAUGGACGAAAACAAAAGCAUGAACAACCAACAACAGUCAAAUAAUCCCGGUCAGAAGUCCGCUCCAGAGCAAAUGCAGUAUAGCAUACCUGGAAUCCUUCAUUUCAUUCAACAUGAGUGGACUCGUUUUGAAAUGGAACGAGCUCAUUGGGAUGUGGAGCGAGCGGAGCUACAGGCUCGGAUCGGUUUUCUAACUGGUGAGAGAAAAGGCCAAGAAAAUCUCAAACGAGAUCUGGUUCGAAGAAUCAAAAUGCUCGAAUACGCUUUGAAACAGGAACGGCUUAAAAAUCAAUCAGGUAAAGCAAAUGUUCCCAUGCCCAUUCCUGAUUUCGACGAAGAUGAAACUGACGAGAUGGCUGAUAACCUUUUGAGCGAACCUCAGCAAGAUGAACUUACGAUGCAAAAUGCAGUUUCUCUGCAACAAGGCAGAAAGCUUUUAAGAACAUACCUGAAAGAAAUUGGGUAUACAGAUUCCAUGUUGGAAGUAAAGGCAGCUAAAAUUAAUUCUAUUCUCGGAUUGGUGGGUGCUUCGGUCAAUGAUGUUCCACCCUUCGCGAAGUCAAAAACUGGCGGAUUGGAUUAUAAAGACUUCAAAUUGUCUGAAGCUCUUAAUGCGGUCAAUGCUGCUGAUAAUGAGCAAGGUAACCAGAUGUCUGGACCAAUGGUUGAUGUCUCGUUUCUGGAUGCUGCCGUGAAACUGGACAAGGAAAUGGAGGACUUUGACAACGAGAACUCUGUAGGCGGAUCUAAGAAAGAUGAUGAUGCAAUUGAUUCGGUGAUUUCUCUGGGCCUGAGUGAAAACGACGGCGAGGAUGAGUUGGGGUUCUCUGAGGCCACUGACGAGGAGUCCAUCCAAAGGGAGUUCGACGCCAUGUUCGACCUGGACUCGACUGUGGGUGGGGAUGUGAAUGAUGGUUCCUCGAAUGCAGAAGGAGAUGCUAUUGGGGGGACGGAGGAUGCCUGGGCCAGUGGAGCUGAGCUGGCAGAGAAAAAGAAAGAACAGUACAAGAAGGAGAAAAGAGCGGGAGGCGCCAAAUCCACACAAAGAGUGAAGACGCCGGGAACAGGUGCGAUUGAGCAGUUAAUGCAACAGUGGGACGCAGCUGACGAGAGCAGUGGAAGUAGUCCAAAUUUCCCCCCUAAGUUCUACGGCUCAGCGUCCGGGGGAGUACCGGGCUCUGGGGAUGAACCUCCAGGAUCAAGAAAAGGAUCCGAAAUGCCUGGAGAAAAUCUAGGAGCCCUGGGCGAGCUCGCUAGGCUGACCAUCUCAAACGAAGCAGCUCCUCUGCAGUAUGACCCGCUCUCAAAUUCAGUUCGUGAGGACUACAGGAAAACUUGGAACAUCAAAUAUACGUUACGAAGUCAUUUUGACAGUGUAAGAUGUGUCGCGUUUCAUCCCACAGAUCAAGUAGUAGUCACCGGCUCCGAAGAUCACACUUUGAAAUUGUGGAAUCUGGCUAAAUGUGCACCGCAGAGCAGUAAAAAGAACGCGACGCCGGAAUUCGAACCGGUGUACACGUUCCGAGCACAUUUAGGCCCGGUUCUGAAUGCAGUAAUUGCCCCGGACGGCGAUAAAAUGUUCUCAUGCAGCACAGAUGGAACAAUCCACAGUUGGAUGUUGCCCAAUGGAAAUAACGAUCCCUAUGACCCCUACGAGACUACGGUAUCUCUUGGGAUCUACAAGGAGCACAAAGAUGCAGUCUGGGAUCUGGCCUAUCAUCCCUCGAAGCCCCUGUUGUUGUCGGCCAGUGCGGAUUGUACUGUAAAGUUGUGGCGACCCUUGGAAGACGAGCAGACACCGUUGUUGCAGACUUUUGAAAGUUUACCAGACGACGGAGUGCCUGUGUCGUGUACAUUUGUGAGGACUGAUUCCAACCAGGCAGUGGUCGGAUUCUCCUCCUCUAGUUCAGUCCUUUACGACAUCGAGACAGGACAGCAGAUUGUCCGAUUCACACCACCCUCCGACACACCAGCUGAGCCCUUCUCUCCCAAACAAGUGAACAAGAUUGUGAAUCACCCCACUAGCUCACAAACAAUAACUGCGCACGAGGACAAAUAUUUGAGAUUUUUCGACCACUCCAGUGGUAAGAUGGUGCACCAGAUGGUAGCUCAUCUGGACUCCAUCACCAGUCUGGCCACUGACCCCUCCGGACUCUACCUCCUGUCCGGAUCCCACGACUGCUCGGUGCGCCUCUGGAACCUGGAGUCGAAGACCUGUGUACAGGAAGUAGCCGCACACAGGAAGAAACACGACGAGUCAAUUUACUCUGUCGCUUUCCAUCCCACCAAAGAGUUCUUCGCAAGUGCGGGCGCCGACGCACUCGCCAAGAUUUUCGUCUGAAUCAUCCUUGAUUUGCACCUUCUGCUCACAACCUUGUCGACAGUUCGAUACGAGCUGGUUCCAAAUUAGAUCAAUUGUUAUUGCGAUCACAGAGGUAAACUCUAAACGACACUAAUGAACCACAGACACACUAUCAUAUUUAGAAAACAUGUUUUGUCAAUUUUGAUCUCGCAAAUGCGCAAUUUGAUCGCUUCUCCGCGGUCGCAUUGGUGAUUUUUAUGUUUGUGCUUGAAUUUGUUGCUCGUUUUCUCUUUGUCUUUAAAUUUUAUUCGCUAUAUUUGAAUUCUGACUUCAUUGGAAUUGGGAAAAUUUCGACUUGCUUUAUGUUCUUUGGUUGAAAUGACAUUUUGAGAGUCGAAAUUUUUUUAUUUUAUUAAUAUUUGGCAUUUAGAAUAAUUUGUAGAUUCUAUUAUCAGUAUGUAGAAGAGAAUACGAAUCGUGAAGAAGUUCAGAGAAUUCUUUGAAAUAUUUAUAGUUCUAAUUAUAUAACAAUUAACUGACUGAUGUUGCACCCAAAUUAACCCAAUGAAUUUAAUUUUAUACUUCUUG